CUUGUUCUCCCCCGUCUCUCUCGAACCAAUUUCUACCUGAAACCCUAUAAUACUGCCUUCCCUCCUGCAACACGCAAGGGCUAAUAAUUAGAAGAGGAAGAAGGAGGACCGAGGAAGACGCGCAUUUGAGAGAGAGAAUAAUGGGAUCGGGGGUCGGAACCUUUCUCAAGGUGGUGCUGAAAAACUUUGAUGUUCUUGCUGGGCCGUUUAUCAGUCUUGUGUAUCCUCUGUAUGCUUCCAUCAGGGCAAUUGAGACUAAAUCUCCUAUAGAUGAUCAGCAGUGGCUUACCUAUUGGGUUCUGUAUUCCCUCGUUACUCUCUUUGAGCUCACCUUUAACAAACUCCUCGAAUGGAUCCCUAUAUGGCCAUAUGCAAAGUUGAUUUUGACCUGCUGGUUGGUCAUACCAUACUUCAGCGGUGCUGCAUAUGUAUAUGAACAUUUUGUGAGGCCCGUGCUUGUCAACCCUCAGACUAUUAACAUCUGGUAUGUCCCAAGAAAGAAGGAUCUCUUUAAUAAGCCGCCAGAUGACAUUUUGACCGCUGCGGAGAAGUAUAUUGAAGAGCAUGGAACUGAACAGUUUGAAAGUCUCAUCCAUAGGGCUCAUAAGUCUGGGACUAGCGGCAGUUUGACAGUAUUUGAUGAGGACUAUCAUUAUUCAUAAUGUUAUACUUUGAAUUCUGGAGUCGGUGAUGCCUACUAACAGAGAUGUACAAUGCCAUGAGCUGUUGUGUUGCAGUACCAGAUUUCACUGGCUUUCUGCUUUCUGGUGAUAAUGUAUAUGCACCCUUCUGUUAUUUGCAGUAGUUCUACCGUUGCAGUUGCUGCUACUGUUCUUUUGCUUCCGUGUAUUUAGGGCAAUAGUGUAAAUUCUUCAGAUAAACUAUGCAGUACUCGAGGUUGGAGUUGUGUUGCUUUA
Syzygium oleosum is the source of this 917-nucleotide messenger RNA. RefSeq names its product HVA22-like protein a. The transcript has 5 exons. The record is from RefSeq and is a predicted model, not a curated record. Bases 141 to 662 code for a protein of 173 amino acids. Lineage: Eukaryota; Viridiplantae; Streptophyta; Magnoliopsida; Myrtales; Myrtaceae.